CAUAGAAUUUCCUUUCCUAUAAAAGUACACAUACGACAGAAACACAAAGCAACACAACCAGUUCCACUAGCUCAUCAAAAACAUGGAGUCACAUAACAAAAACAAAAGACUCAAUCAUGGAUCACACACACCACCCAAGCUCUCCCUUGUGGCCACUUCACGGACAACUAUGCCCCCAGAUGCUCCGACGCCGCCGCCACGGACGGUGCCAGUCUCCGUUCCGUUUCAGUGGGAGGAAGCACCGGGGAAGCCCAGACCGUGCCACGCACGGUCUGAGUCAAACAACAAAGGUAGUGACGUGGCACGAGCCUUGGAGCUUCCUCCGAGGUUGUCAACAACCAACACAAAGGUUUCCAAGACCAUGAGCAUGCCUUCCCCAACAACGGUCUUGGAUGGGCCUUAUGUUAUGCGUGCCACGUCUUUUACGACGCCGUUUAGGAACCAAAAGGAAAGUUGGAAUGCCAAUUUUGUGUCUAGCAGGUGGAGCGGCAAUAACAAGAAUAACGGUGUGGAGAGUGAGGGUACUUUUGACUUUUCAAGUUGGACUGAAGAUGAAAAUGGUACGGUCAAGAUCACAAGGAUUAGGAGAAAGGGGAGCUUCUCUCAGGCAAAAUCGCAGUUAUGGAGUAGCAUUUACCAAAGCGUUAAGCAAGUAGUCCCAUGGAGACGCAGGCAUGAAAGGCAAAGAAAAUCAGACAACAAAUUUGAGAUUGUUUGAUUAACCAAUCGAAAUUCGAACGUCAGAGUGGUGGUGUGUGCUGUGUAUCAUGAGUUCGGAGAUAUGCAAAGAGAUAAAGUAAAGAAGGAAUUAUUAUCCUAUCAAUUUGGAAAAAUUAUAAUAAAGGAUAUUUAUCCGAACGUAAUUCCUUUUUUCUUUUAUGACUUUAUAUAUUGAUACAUGUACCACCACUUCUAUUA
Messenger RNA from Arachis stenosperma, 918 nucleotides. RefSeq lists its product as uncharacterized. NCBI's taxonomy places the organism in Eukaryota, Viridiplantae, Streptophyta, Magnoliopsida, Fabales, Fabaceae. Bases 83 to 718 code for a protein of 211 amino acids. The record is from RefSeq and is a predicted model, not a curated record. The transcript is spliced from 2 exons.